This is a messenger RNA of Symbiodinium natans, 1179 nucleotides long. NCBI's taxonomy places the organism in Eukaryota, Dinophyceae, Suessiales, Symbiodiniaceae. The record is from the annotation of a GenBank genome assembly.
AUGGCCGUGUCCGAGGCCUUCGCUUUGCCGGCCGCGGCCUCGAAGGCUCCUCCAAGACAAUUGCAGCCAAGGCCGUUUGCAAGCACCUCCGCUGUGCCAGUGAGCAUAUGUAGGUCUAAAACCACUCAUCGAGAGGCUGCGGCUGGUUCAGAGAGAGCUUCAGGUGCCUUCCCGAUGAAGGGACCUGCUUUGGGAUCAGCAGCGGUUCUUGGCUUGCGCCGAGUGUUCGGACACCGGUGCAGGCAGCCAGUGCAGCGUUCACAGUCUCCGUUCGCAGAGAUUGCAAUUGCCGCUGCCCUGUAUGGAACAUUACGUGCUGCAGCGCAUGCGUGGGUUUCCGCCACCGACAGUUUUGCAUUGCGUGACGAGCUUUUUCAGGACAUGGCAGUUGCACACACAUACAAGAACUCGAUCCGACCAUGGCUUCAGUCGGGAGCCAUCGCUCUUAUCUCGAGUAUUUUCGUGGUGUUCGCAGUCAAGGAGUUUAUCAAGUCGAUGAAGGAGUGGGAGCAGCAGCAGGAGAUGAAAGAAAUGUCGGCAAUGGGAGAGGAUGCUCUGUUUCUGAUGUCCACUCCUGUCGAUGCAACGCCGCUUGAAAAGAAGAAAGACAGGAUGAGGAAACGUCUCACGCCACUUCCAAUGCGAAUCCUCGGUGGUCUUUUGGACAAAGUCUGGUUGCUGCGCGUUGGUGCGUGUGUCGGGUACUUGCUUCCCUUCCUGAACGCAUUGGACUUCGGUGAGAUCUCCAUCUCGCUGUAUCCGUAUGCCGUAGGAGUUCCACCAUGUGAGCCACUUGUCAACUUCAUGCAGCACACCUUGAAAAUGCGAUAUUUGUACAAUGCAUACUUGAAGUCAGGGUACUACUUCCUCAUCGUAUGGUUCUUGUUCAUUCAGCUAGCAGUGAGAAACAAGGCUGCCCCAUUCUAUGUGCGCUUCCACUCCUCGCAGGCGAUUUUGAUAUCCAUGCUUCUUGGAGUUCCACAGCAGGUUUUCUUCGCUGUGCUGAAUCCCUGGGAGUCUGGUCUUUGGGUGCAGACGUUUAUGUACCAUAGCAUGGUAUCGAUCUUUCUCUUCAUCGUGUGUCUCCUUCUUUGGUGCUGUCUAAAUGCACUAAUGAAGCGGCAGAUGACCAUGCCAUUGGUCUCCGAGGCUGCCGUGAUGUGGGCGGGGAAAGAGUGA